Messenger RNA from Oncorhynchus tshawytscha (Chinook salmon), 1424 nucleotides. RefSeq lists its product as uncharacterized. Gene Ontology annotation, molecular function: actin filament binding. Gene Ontology annotation, cellular component: Arp2/3 protein complex; actin cytoskeleton. The coding region runs from base 16 to 945 and encodes 309 amino acids. Lineage: Eukaryota; Metazoa; Chordata; Actinopteri; Salmoniformes; Salmonidae. The transcript has 8 exons. The record is from RefSeq and is a predicted model, not a curated record. Gene Ontology annotation, biological process: Arp2/3 complex-mediated actin nucleation.
AGGUACCCACAUACAAUGAGACCCAAAGGACGAAUCACAGGCAUCGACUGGGCUCCGGAUUCGAACCGCAUCGUGACGUGUGCAUCGGACCGUAAUGCGUACGUGUGGACCCUGAAGGACAAGGUGUGGAAGCCCACUCUGGUGUUGGUUAGGAUCAACCGGGCUGCUACUUUUGUCAAGUGGUCCCCUCUGGAGAAUAAGUUUGCCCUGGGCAGCGGAGCUCGCCUCAUCUCUGUCUGCUACUUCGAGAAGGAGAACGACUGGUGGCUCAGUAAGCACAUAAAGAAGAGCAUCCGGUCCACGGUGAUGUGUCUGGACUGGCACCCCAACAACAUCCUGUUGGCUGCAGGAUCCUCUGAUUUCCACUGCAGGAUCUUCUCUGCCUACAUCAAGGAAAUCGAGGACAAGCCAGGCCCGACAGCUUGGGGGGCUAAGAUGCCAUUUGGGGAGAUGCUGCUGGAGACCAAGGACUGUGGAGGUUGGGUACACAGUGUCUCCUUCUCCCCCAGCGGAGACCACCUGGCCUGGGUCGCUCACAACAGCAGCAUCAGUGUGGCCGACGCCACCCAGGGGAAAGAGGUGACUCAGCUGACAACGGACCGCCUCCCUCUAGUGAGCGUGCUCUAUGUGAGCCCCACAGAGAUGGUUGCCGCGGGCCAUGACUGCUGUCCGUUUCAGUUCUCCUAUAAGGGCCCAGGCAGUCUGAAGUUUGUUAAGAAGCUGGACAUCCCCAAGCAGACCUCUAGGGGCAGCAUGUCCGCCAUGCAACACUUCCGCAAUCUGGAUAAGAAGGCUACUGACGACGAUGAGAGCAACGAGCUGGGCUGCCUGCACCAGAACAGCAUCACUCAGCUGUGUAUCGUGUCAGGAACUAAGGCCCACGUGGACAAGUACAGCAGUGUGGGUCUGGACGGAGCUAUGGUCCUCUGGGACUUCAAGCACUGAGUUCAUGGAGGAUGCUAGAGCCAUAGGCUGUGUAUUGCCAUCUGUGUGGUCAGCAUUACUCCAGAUGACCAUGGGACUCACCACUACCAGUUGUUAAUAACAUCUACAUUAAGCAGUUAGUCACACCAGGGUUGGGGUCAAUUCCAUUUCAAUUCCAGUCAAUUCGGAAAGUAAACCAAAUUCCAAUUCCAUUUUUUUUUUAAAUUCCUCAUUGAAAAGCAUUGAAGAGAAUUGGAAUUUCAGUGUACUUUCUGAAUUGACUGGAAUUGAAAUGGAAUUGACCCCAACAGAGUCACACCACUGUCAAGUGACCUAUUAUUUUACACAGAUAGAUGUGUUAUCAUGUGUAUUCAUUUUCAACUGGAACAGUAGACACUUCUGCAGCUUCAAGAUGUUUUACAAUAAAUCAUGUUGCUUUGUGCUGGGUUUCAAUCAAUGAAUCAAUAUGUUUUAAGUAAAAUAAACAUGCUUUCUACAGA